Haliotis rubra (blacklip abalone) is the source of this 2853-nucleotide messenger RNA. Its product is annotated as cell wall protein DAN4-like. The record is from RefSeq and is a predicted model, not a curated record. The coding region runs from base 375 to 2357 and encodes 660 amino acids. Lineage: Eukaryota; Metazoa; Mollusca; Gastropoda; Lepetellida; Haliotidae. The transcript has 2 exons.
UCAAUAUGAGACAUGACGAGACUUGGUGGGAGCGCAAGCCCUCACUUCCCCGUCCACAGUGUUGAGAGAGUGAAGGAAGACAGGUGGGUUCUAAAUCACACCGUGUACACCCUGACCAACGAAGUACCAAUAUGUAUAUAUUGUGAUGACGUGAUCGGUGUGUGGGAGGGAUCACUAACUACAGCAUAGUACAGUCUGUAUGGACGUAACUUGCCUCUGCGAUAGCUCUUGACGCUCUUGGAUUCAGUGUGUUCAUGGAUGAGUGUGGUACAGUUUCCUGAGCUGGAUUUUACUGAAGAAUGUAGACUUCUAUAUUACUGUCUGUGCUGUAAAUUGGGCUGAGUUUAUAUUUAUAUUUACACAACUGGGUAAAAAUGGCGAUCUCGAUGACUAUCUUGGUGACAUGUGUUAUCCACCUCCUGCUGUUGUCUGAUAGUGGAUUGAUAAAAGCAACAACAAUAUUAACGUCGACACCGACAACAACAUUGUCAGCAUCACAUUCAAGCACAGGGACAUCGCCGAAAACUAGUCCAAGUGCUACAAGUUUAAAGAGUUCAACCUCAACCUCAACCUCAACCUCAACAAAGUCAACAACAAUCCAACCGCCAACAGCACAUUCAAGCAAGGGUUCGUCGCAUGGUAAGAGUUCUAAUGGUUUAACCUCACCGUCGACAAUUUCGUCAACAAUCCAGCCGUCAAAAUUGCUUUCAAAUACAGGGACAACGCCAAAAGCUACACCAGGAUUAGCGAGCAAUACUACACCGAAAAGCCUGACAGCGUCUGGACCAAGCACGGUAAAUAGUAACAGCACAACCUCCUCUACUGCAACAUCUACGUCUAAUACCAGCUCAGUUACACCUUCUUCAACAGUCAGCUCUAGCAUAUCCCCAACAACUUCUACCACAACGGCUACAUCCUCAACCCGUCGACCCACGACGACAGCCGCGACAACUGCCAUAGCCCUAUCUGAGAAGAACAAGCAGCUUGGAUAUUCCAUCGGGGCUAUACUGGCUGUGUCUGUUGUUGUUAUAGGACUGGUUGCCGGGCUCACUGUGGUGUUAAAUACACGUAGGAUGGCUAAAGCCAAAAAUAUGAAGUCUAACGGUAUUGAAGAAGGUGGCUCAGGAGUAGUGAAUCGGGGAUAUGUCAAUGACGGUAACGAAUUGGAAACCCUGAACUCAACCACGGAUAUGGCAUCCAAUCCUUCCGGAAUUGUAACAACAACCACGGAUAUGGCAUCCAAUCCUUCCGGAAUUGUAACAACAACCACGGAUAUGACAUCCACUCCUUCCGGAAUUGUAACAACAACCACGGAUAUGACAUCCACUCCUUCCGGAAUUGUAACAACAACCACGGAUAUGGCAUCCACUCCUUCUUCCGGAAUUGUAACAACAACCACGGAUAUGACAUCCACUCCUUCCGGAAUUGUAACAACAACCACGGAUAUGGCAUCCAAUCCUUCCGGAAUUGUAACAACAACCACGGAUAUGGCAUCCAAUCCUUCCGGAAUUGUAACAACAACCACGGAUAUGGCAUCCAAUCCUUCCGGAAUUGUAACAACAACCACGGAUAUGACAUCCGCUCCUUCCGGAAUUGUAACAACAACUACGGAUAUGACAUCCACUCCUUCCGGAAUUGUAACAACACCCACGGAUAUGACAUCCACUCAUUCCGGAAUUGUAACAACAACCACGGAUAUGACAUCCACUCCUUCUUCCGGAAUUGUAACAACACCCACGGAUAUGGCAUCUGCUCCUUCUUCCGAAAAUGUAACAACACCCACGGAUAUGGCAUCUCUUGACCCGAGCAUGACUUCCCCUGUAGACAUGAACGGCAGCGGAAGUACCAAUCCUCUGACUUCAUCGAUCACAAACUCAGAAAUGGCGAGUUUCACCGCUUUGAACCACACGAUGGAAGUUUCAACCGUUACCCUAACUGCAACAUCUAGCAUGGGAAACGCUUCUACAAACGAUACUACGCCAGCGACUCCGACAUCUACGACAAGGCCCUCUGUGAGUUUUACAGAAAAGCAGCAACGCCUCGCCAUCUCGGUAUCAGUCUUUGCUGGCGGAGCUAUCAUCCUCAUAGCAAUCAUAGCAGGUAUACAUUAUUGUCUUUAUAACAAACGUUUGAACUCUUCCCUAAGACAUACAAAGGUCACCAGGGAAGAGGCAGUGUUGUCACAGGACAAACCAGCUGGAGCGAAUUCGAUGACGUUCCUACAACCUCCAUGUCUUACAACAAGCCGCUGGAAUAUUAAUAGUAGCGCUGAUACUUUGUGUCGUCAUUACGUUCAGCUUCGUCUUUUGGACUCGAAUUUCUACUCGAUAUUGGCCAUACAACGUUGGGAAACCUAAAGGUAAUCAUCGAGCGGUCAUCUAAGCGCUGUUUAAUUUCAAAUGAGGCAUACAUAAUUGUACUAUUCUUAACGUCAAGGCGUUUUCUAAAUGGAAAUAUUUCUUUCCCGUUUUUCUGUAAUGCAGUGGUAGAUAUAAUGCUCCUGUUGUGUGCAAAAAUGGAAUCCUAUUGUAACUUAUUAAAGUCAAUGGUUACUGCGGGUCUUCCAGCCUCUUAACAUCGCUUGAUGGCGUAAAUGGGACCAUAGCAACUCAAUGUAUACUGACCGAACGAAAUAAGGGAACAGUUAUAAAGGGAAGCUUAUAUUGGCGUUGUAUUUGCCCUGUAGAUCACGAGUCUAACAUAUAUGGCUAUGUAAUAGCAGGAACUUGUCCUUCGUCAGGGUCUGCUUCUGCGACAAGACACUUACAAACAUCCUUUAAAAAUACAGUCCCACCCAGUUCCCCCGAUAAACAAGGGGAUUUGUGCAUGAGAUCACGUGUAACCUUGGAGAAC